AUGGCAGGACUUUUCGGCGGCCUCAUGGCGCCCAUCAUGGGCCCCGUCAUCUCUGGCCUCUUUGGUGGCAUCGCAGGCCCACAACCCGCAGAAGCUCCAGCGUCCGCUCCUGCUACUACUCCCGCCCCAGCGCCUCAACCAGACCAAAACGACCAAGGGCAAGCACUAGGAGGGCUCAACCUCGGAGGGCAGAGUUUGAACUUGAACAUUGGUGGUAAAGGGUCGCCGCGCCCCAAGGUGCCUGUGAAGGGAGGGAAGCGGUAG
Messenger RNA from Letharia columbiana, 264 nucleotides. RefSeq lists its product as uncharacterized. The record is from RefSeq and is a predicted model, not a curated record. Lineage: Eukaryota; Fungi; Ascomycota; Lecanoromycetes; Lecanorales; Parmeliaceae. Bases 1 to 264 code for a protein of 87 amino acids. The transcript is spliced from 2 exons.